Punctularia strigosozonata HHB-11173 SS5 is the source of this 807-nucleotide messenger RNA. RefSeq lists its product as uncharacterized. The annotation marks the transcript as partial. Lineage: Eukaryota; Fungi; Basidiomycota; Agaricomycetes; Corticiales; Punctulariaceae. The transcript has 4 exons. The record is from RefSeq and is a predicted model, not a curated record.
AAUGUCCCGAGGUCAGUGGCGCGGCAGAGUUGCUUCUGCCGUGUAUCUCAUGCCAGUAGGCCAAGACAUUGCACCGCUCCAGCGCAAUGGCGUUCAGAACGCGAACCCCCUCUCGACACAUGCUGCGCGAAGAGAGCAAUUCAAGUACGCAGUUCGGUGUUCGAAAGAACUGCAGAGAUAUGUCAGAAUGUCAGUUGUCGGAACUGCCCUUCCUUCUACCAGGAAGUAGUAUAACUUUGUUGUACAGCCUGGAGCAUUCCGCGGAUUUGUUGCCUUGUCUACCUAUUGAAACAUGUAUAGCGCUUGGAGGAAUGAUGCAUCAGGUGCUCAGAGCCUUUUCCUUGCCGGUAACAUGCGCUCUCGCGCUCGUAGGUCACAGUCUCCUUGAACCGUCGUGGACCCUAUCGCGAAGGCGAUGUCAGUUGUUCUGAACGCGGUUACGACCCGUCCGAAGGCCCUCCCACGCGGUGUCGUCCGUAUACCUGCGGAACAGCAGUGAUGCUGAUAACGUUGCUUUGAUGAGAAUGUACCUAGCGUCUCGGUACCUUGCCCGAUCCUGGCAGUCAAUCGCAAACUAUUUUGUUCCCAGAACCAAGCCAGGGGAAGAUUCGUGACAUUUCACAGGAGCUUGAGCGUUCAUGAUCCAUUGAUGCUCGUUCAUCCGACCCCUGACCUUUCACAACAACGCCGAUCUGGACGCUCGUCUUGCGCGCAAGGUCUGAGCGCGACACCGAACGUCAAGCAUGGGCUAUACCUAGCGUCCACUACGAGAUUGACGAAACAUGAGUGCAGAUCUGCGGAUGCCAU